Molecule: messenger RNA, 1458 nt
Organism: Budorcas taxicolor (takin)
Lineage: Eukaryota; Metazoa; Chordata; Mammalia; Artiodactyla; Bovidae
Gene: ZNF165
Product: zinc finger protein 165
Exons: 3
Coding region: 1-1458 (485 amino acids)
Biological process (GO): regulation of transcription by RNA polymerase II
Molecular function (GO): DNA-binding transcription factor activity, RNA polymerase II-specific; RNA polymerase II cis-regulatory region sequence-specific DNA binding
Source: RefSeq, a predicted model, not a curated record
AUGGCAACUGAAUCAAAGAAAGCUGCAGCUCAGAACCUUCAGGAGGAUGAAGGACUUCUGAUAGUGAAGAUGGAAGAGGAAGAUUUUGUCUGGAGCCAGGGUGCUUGCUUACAGAGGAGUGAUCCCCUCAGGCAGGAGCUCUGCCGGCGGCUGUUCCGGCAGUUCUGCUACCAGGAUUCUCCCGGGCCCCGAGAUGCACUGAGCCAGCUCCGGGAGCUCUGCUGUCAGUGGCUGAAGCCAGAAACCCAGACCAAGGAGCAGAUCUUGGAGCUGCUAAUUCUGGAACAGUUCCUGGCUAUCUUGCCAGGGGAUCUGCAGGCUUGGGUGCGUGAACAUUACCCAGAGAGUGGAGAGGAAGCAGUGACCCUACUGGAAGAUUUAGAGAGAGGCACUGAUGAACCUCUACUCCAGAUUCCAGUCUGUGGACAUGGACAAGAACCAUUCAGGAGAAAAGUGGCACCUCCUGGGCCAGCGCUUAGUGUCCAGUUCCAGCCAGUGAACACCACGGCCCUUCAUGGUUCUUCAGAACCCCAGCUCCUACUGGACUGUGAUAACAAGAGUGAAAACCAUGAAUCCAUGCCAAAGCUGGACAUUUAUGAGAAAAUGGAAUCACAGAGAAUUGUAUCAGGAAGAAUUUCAGAAUUUGUGUCAGAAGGAUCUGCUGAGCCUCAAGACAUCUGUAAGUCUGCAGGCAAGAUAAAGAGGCAGCAGGAAAAAGACUCAGGGGAGUCUCGGAAAUCAUCAUCUACUCAGGAUGCAGCUUUCAGUAAAAUCCUCACCCACAAAAAUAUACCUACAGGCGAAAUAAUAAGCCAUGAUGGCUGUGAGAGAAACUUAAAUCUGAACUCAAAUGAAUUUACACACCAGAAAUCUUAUAAACACAGUACCUGUGACCAAAGUUUCAAAUGGAAUUCAGAUUUUAUUAAGCAUCAGAGAAUUUAUACUGGAGAAAAAAUUCACCCAUAUGGGAAAUCUCUCAAGAACCCAAACCUUAUUAAACAUGCAGCAGUUUUCACUGGUGAGAAGACCCAUCAGUGUAAUGAAUGUGGAAAAGCUUUCAGACACAGCUCAAAGCUUAUUAGGCAUCAGAGAAUCCACACUGGAGAGAGACCCUAUGAAUGUAAUGAGUGUGGAAAAGGCUUUGGGGGGAGCUCAGAUCUUAUUAGACACCAGAGGAUUCACACUGGGGAGAGACCCUUUGAAUGCAAAGAAUGUGGGAGAGCAUUCAGCCUGAACUCACAUCUUAUCCUGCAUCAGAGAAUUCACACCAGGGAGAAACCCUAUGAAUGUAGUGAAUGUGGGAAAACCUUCAGAGUGAGCUCACACCUUAUUCGACACUUGAGAAUCCACACUGGAGAGAAACCCUAUGAAUGCAGUGAGUGUGGAAGAGCCUUCAGUCAGAGCUCACACCUUAGUCAACAUCAGAGAAUUCACAAGAGGGAAAACCUAUUCAUGUAA